This is a messenger RNA of Aspergillus tanneri, 6342 nucleotides long. Its product is annotated as non-reducing polyketide synthase spyA. NCBI's taxonomy places the organism in Eukaryota, Fungi, Ascomycota, Eurotiomycetes, Eurotiales, Aspergillaceae. Gene Ontology annotation, molecular function: fatty acid synthase activity; phosphopantetheine binding; 3-oxoacyl-[acyl-carrier-protein] synthase activity. The record is from RefSeq and is a predicted model, not a curated record. Bases 1 to 6342 code for a protein of 2113 amino acids. The transcript has 2 exons. Gene Ontology annotation, biological process: fatty acid biosynthetic process; secondary metabolite biosynthetic process.
AUGGCCUCUGUAUUGCCGCGUGCAGUCGUCUGUGGUCCACAGACAAUUCUUCCAUCUCAACGAAAUAUUGAGCAUAUUCGGGAUCAUGUUUCAAAUGAUCAUGAUCUUGAGGAUUUGCGUCAGGCAGUGUUGGAUCUGCCCAUCUUGCUAUCACAACUGAAAGUCAAUGAUCCUCGCUUACAAUGUAUUUCACCUUCACCAUUAGAGAACUUGAAAAGUUCGGUGCUUGAUCAUGGUUGCACCCUUGAAGUUCCUGAGGCGCUCCCAAAUAUCCUGCUUGCACCCUUGACAAUCUUGAUUCACAUCGUCCAAUACAUUGACUUCCUGGAUCAACUGCCAUCUGACGACGCGCACGCUCGUGUUCGAGAUGCAGCUCGCCAUGGCGGCUUUCAGGGCCUAUUCGAAGUCGACGAAUGCGCCGUAACGAUUACAGCCUUAGACGCCGACAUUCCUGCUUUACGCAGCGAUUUCCUUGGAAAAUCAAUUCAAUUCACCAGAGUUCAAGUGAAUGGUUGCUAUCACGCCGAGGAAAACAAAACAAUACUCCAAAGGAUACUUCAAUUUUGCGAAUCUCAGCCAUUGUUGCAGUAUCGUCAUGCCGAAAACCUCUCCGUUCCUUGGCGAAACAAUACAACAGGGAAGGUUGAGAAAGACACGAGUCGGCUACAUGAAGUCUGUCUCAAGUCAAUAUUGACAGACCCGGCAAAAUGGUAUCUCACCAUGUCUAUGACUGUAGAUUCACUUCUAUCUACCAGCCUCUAUGACAGCUCCAUUCUUCUGGAACUUGGGCUUUCCGGUUGUGUGCCGCCAUCUCUAGCUGUUUCGACAAAUCUGACCACUGUCCGUGCUAAUUCUCCGUCAAAAACCCAGAAAAAGGGAGAAUCACAUGAGUACGACUAUCCUGACCAUUGUAUUGCCAUUGUUGGAGCUGCAUGCAAAUAUUCUGGGGCCGAAUCGUUAGGCGAACUUUGGAAGCUCGUUUCUACGGCACAGUCAAUGAACGGGAAAGUUCCACACCAAAGAUAUGAUCCAGCGCACUUCCGCCAAGGCUCACAAUUAAAUGACUUGAAUGGGAACUUUGUUUCUGGUGUCGAUCAGUUUGAUUAUUCGUUGUUUGGGAUAUCCCCGCGCGAAGCUACGUACAUGGAUCCCCAACAACGGAUUGCGCUGCAGGUGGCUUAUCAGGCAGUUGAGUCAUCAGGAUACUUUGGGAGCGGCGCACAGAAUACCGACUUUGGUUGCUAUCUUGGAGUCGGUGGCUCUGAUUAUGAGCAUAAUGUCAACGCUCACAUGCCAACUGCGUUUUCGUUCAUCGGCACUUCCCGAGCAUUCAUCAGCGGGCGAAUCAGUCAUUUCUUCAAGUGGACCGGACCAUCAAUUACAGUCGAUACAGCAUGCUCUUCUUCCGCGGUCGCCAUCCAUCAAGCUUGUCGAGACAUCGUGUUGGGUGAUUGCUCUAUGGCUCUGGCAGGAGGGAUCAGUAUCAUGUCCAGCCCGGCUACACACCAAAAUCUUGCAGCAGCCAAUUUUCUCAACUCCACUGGCACACCCUGUCGAUCUUUUGACUCAUCCGGAAAUGGGUACUCCCGUGGAGAGGGAUGUGGAUUAGUUGUGUUAAAAAAACUCUCUGCGGCCGUCGAUGACGGCGAUCACAUUCUUGGGGUUAUUGCAGCCACAGCUACAAAUCAGUCGAAUGGCAGUAACUCUAUCACUGUUCCAGCCUCCAAUUCUCAGGUCAGCCUGUAUCGACGAGCUCUUAGUCGUGCAGGCAUGGCUCCUAAUGACAUUUCAUAUAUUGAGGCUCAUGGAACCGGAACGCCGCGAGGAGAUCCGAUCGAGUGGCGCAGUAUCAACGAGGUAUUUGGCAAGGAUCGAAAAGGAAAGGCUCAUAUUGGAUCCAUCAAAGGGAAUCUUGGUCAUACAGAAGCGGCGUCGGGGGUUGCGGGUGUUUUGAAACUGUUGACAAUGAUAAGACACGAACAGUUGCCUCCGCAAGCAAACUUCAAGAGCUUGAACGCUAAAAUCCCGCAAGAACAGCAGACACAUCUCGCUGUUCCCACGAGUAUAAAAAACUGGGAUGUUAAGUUCCGCGCAGGCUGUGUCAACAACUAUGGCGCGGCCGGAAACAAUACAGUCUUCAUCAUCUGCCAAGCGCCGUCCACAAAAACCAACGAAACGCGAGCGCGAACCGCGAAGACCAAGCAAGCGCUCACUCGCUAUCCCAUUCUAGUUACUGGACACUCCACUGCAAGCCUUCAAAGAAACUGCGCCGCUAUUGUGAAGUUCAUUGAGAAGGGCCGUCCUGGCCUAGCCGAUGUUGCUUUCAAUAUUACCCGAAGGCAGAAUCGCAGCCUGCGCCAUCAAAUAGCAUUCGAUGCGUCAUCUCUAGCAAACCUGCAACAGCGCUUGAAUGAUUUCAGCCCUCUUGAUUCGAUAUCCUUGGUCUCUGGAGGGGAGGCGAAACCAGUCGUUCUUGUGUUUGGUGGUCAGACAGGAGUGAAGGUUCAUCUGAAUAAGGCAGUGUACGACUCAUUUGGACUGGUACGGAAACACUUGGACCAAUGUGACUCGAUCCUCCAGGACAUGGGUUUACCGAGCCUUUUCCCUGGCAUCUUCAGUCAAAUUCCUGUUUCUGACCUCGUGUCAUUACAUUGCGCAUUCUUUGCGGUGCAAUACGCAUGUGCGGCAGCUUGGAUCGAUUCAGGCUUAUCAGUCGCGCGAGUGAUCGGUCAUAGCUUCGGACAAUUAACAGCAAUGUGUGUCUGUGGUGUAAUCACGUUGCCCGAUGCAUUGAAGUUGGUGGCUGGCCGAGCGAAGUUAAUCCAAUCCGAAUGGGGCAGUGAGAAAGGCGCCAUGCUUUCUAUUAAGGCCGACAGGGCCACUACGCUUGCCUUGACUCAAUCGGGUGCCAACAAUAACGUUGAAGUCGCCUGUUUCAAUGGGCCAACCAGUCAUGUCUUGGUUGGUAGUGAUACAGCUAUUGAAGGGUUGGCAAGUCAACUGUCGGGCCUGAAGAUGCGAAAGCUGAACACCAGUCACGGGUUCCACUCGAAGUACAUAGAUUUCUUCUUGGAUCAGUACCUUGAACUCACUAAGAGUAUAUCUUACUUGGCCCCGAUAAUCCCGAUUGAGACUUGCUCAGAAUCGAGCAGCUGGGAGACCUUCACUCCAGAGUUGGUAGCCGAGCAUUCGCGGAAGCCAGUGUAUUUCGUCGACGGUGUCCUUCGCAUCAGAGAGCGACUGGGAUCUUGCAUUUGGCUCGAAGCAGGUUCCGGAUCUGGGGGUGUGAAUUUAGCAAGAGAUGCACUUGGUGUCGGUGAUUCUGACUCUUUCUAUGGAUUGCAACUUGGAUCGGCAGACCCUACACAAUCAAUUGCGGAGACAACCGUGCGGCUCUGGAAGGAGCGAGUCUCGUUCCAAUUUUGGGGGUAUCAUCCAGUGGAAAGCUACCUUUUCAGUCCCUUGGACUUGCCUGGUUAUCAAUUUAACGAGUCUUCUCACUGGCUUCCUCGUGCCGAACCUGUGCACGUCGAGCGCAUACCCGAUCAGAAACCAUCUCUAAUUUCGCUGGCCACCCUCUCUAGCCCCGAGCGCCAUAUCUCCAGAUUUAACAUCGAUCAACUCAACCCUGGAAUCUCACAGAUUUUACAAGGCCGUGAGGUCUUGAACAGAUCCUUAUGGCCACUUUCCUUAUAUAUUGAAUUGGCCUGCCAGGCUGCUGCCAUUUUGACUCCGGGCUUGCCAUUGUCAUUCCAAACAGUGCGCAUUGAGAACCUUGACAUAUAUGCUCCGCUUGGGUCAAAUCUCGUUUCCAACCUAGGACUGCAAUUGAAACAGCUGGAAGGGUGGACCUGGGAAUGGUCGUUGGAAGGCCAGUCAGGUACACAAACUUCACCUCAUGCCAGUGGAAAAAUCAUUCUCGAAGAUCAACGGCAAUCUAGUCCUGCGAUGCACAAAGUCUUACCAGGAACGAUUGAUUACGAACACUGUCAUGGUCUUCUGAAUGAUGCUAUAGUUUUCUCCGCAAAUGGCAGCAUUGCGUACAAGUUGCUGGAGAAAGUUGCAAAGUACGAUUCGGCCCACCAAGGCAUUGAGUCAAUCAAAAUGAGUCAACGUGAAGCUACCGCGCAGAUAAGCAUGCCACAUGCAUCUCGAGACUGGCUGAAACAGCAAAGCAUCAAUCCGAUCUUGUUAGAUCAGGUCACGCUUCUUGCCGAGAUUCAUGCCCUCGCAAUGCUCGAAUGCAAAUCAUCCGAAAUUUUCACUUGCUCUGGUGUACGAGAAGUUAUUGUUCACAGUGGCGCUCCAUCAUCUCCAAACCCGUCUUGGACAGUCUAUACGCGACAGUCAUCAGGAGAAGGCCGUUCAAUUUAUUACGACACAUACGCCUUUGACCCCGCAUCUAAUUCGCUCGUCUUCUCGGUUCUGGGUGCGAACUUUGUGAAAGUUGCCUCUCAUGUUCUCCAGCGAGCUAUUGAGCGAUCAAAUGUCGCCGAAAAAAGUUUUGAGCCAGUUCCCUCAGUCCAACCACCUACGACAGCGCCUGCUCUUGAGUCAAAGCCCAUUACAGCUCGAGAAGUGAAAGAUUGCCCUCCAGCAGACGUUUGGUCUACGACUGCCCAGCUUGUGCAUGAAUUGACAGGAUUUCCACUGGAGGAAAUCACAGCCGCUACGAUAUUGACAGACAUUGGCAUGGACUCUUUAGCGGCAACAGACCUUGAGCACAAGAUCAAAGAGGCAUUUGGCGUCGACAUCACUCUCCAAGUCUCGGAUGAUGGUGGUAAUUUUGGCUCUCUUGUUGACCUGGUUCAACAACGGGGGAUCUCUAGAGAAGUAAGCAACACAGACAGCUCUGAAUACUCCAGCCCAUUUACCUCAACUGCAUGCUCUUCUCCUGCUCCUUCAGACGUUGAAAGCAUCAGCAUAUCAAAUGAUACCAUGGUCAAGUUGUCUGGCAUUGUUGCACAAUAUCUGGCAAGUGCCGACACAGUGCAUCCUGAUACUCAGCUUCACAGUCUUGGUCUUGACUCUUUAGUUGCUUUGGAGCUAGAGUCUGAGCUUUUACAGACAUUUGGUCUACAAGUGAGCUUAAUGCAAACGUACCAGACAGUGACCAUCAAUGACCUCCACGAUCGCCUUGUGCAAUCUGGUUUGGCAUCGUCCGCCAAACUAGCAACUGGGUUGAACAUAUCUUCGCGACCACAAGGCGCCGAUGAGGUUAUCCAUUUCGUGGAUCAAGCAACUGAGCGCUUUGCAAAUGCGCGAGAAAAUAUUGGACUAUAUGCUCAGGAGGCAGAUUUCGCGGGCUUCUUUCAGCGUGUCUCCUCUCGUCAGAUGUCACUUGUGUUGGCCUACGUGACCGAGGCUUUCGCUGCUUUGGGAUGCGAUCUCCGGAGCAUUCCACCACAAGCACCGGUUCCUGAAGUCACUCACAUUGCCAAACAUCGAAAUGCUGUGGCAUACUACUACAGUCUACUUCAGAAGGAGGGACUGAUUGUUUACUCCGGGAGCGGAUAUAUCCGAACUUCCCAGCCUCUGGAACUGAUGGACGCAUUGUCAUUGCAUCAAGACAUUGUUGAAAGAUUCCCUCGACAUCGCUCGGAGCAUAUGCUGUUGCAUCGUACGGGCGCGCAGCUUGCCGACUGCCUCUCUGGCAAGGCUGAUGCUCUCCGUCUGCUUUUUAGCGAUAAAACAACAGGCGAUCUCCUACAAGAUGUUUAUACGAACGCCCCAAUGUUCAAGAUGGGCACUCUCAUGCUCGGUAAUUUCCUCCCUCAAGCCCUUGCAUCUUCCUCUGCGACCGCCGCAGAGCCCUUCCGCAUCUUGGAACUCGGUGCUGGUACCGGUGGCACCACCAGAUUCAUCCUGGAUCAGCUUGUAAGUCAGGGUAUCCCGGUCCAGUAUAAUUUCACCGAUAUCUCGGCCGCGCUGGUCUCGCGCGCCCGUAAGACAUUCAGUGCCUACGAUUGCGUGGAGUACUCCACAAUGAAUGUCGAGCAGAUUCCUGACGAGGCAGUUGGAAGCUACGACGUUAUUCUUUCGUCUAAUUGCAUCCAUGCGACAAAGGACCUGCGCCAUUCAUGCCGAGCACUUUAUGAUCUCCUACGUCCCAAGGGAAUGCUUUGUCUACUUGAGCUCACCCGAAAUGUCCCUUGGCUGGACCUCACUUUCGCGCUUUUGGAUGGAUGGUGGCGCUUUGAUGAUGGCCGGGAGCAUGUGCUUGCUAGUGAGCAGCUCUGGGAGCAGCUGCUUACUGAGGCUGGUUUCACGCAUGUGGAUUGGUCGAACAACAAGACACUUGAGUCGGACGUCUUUAGAUUGAUUAUGGCAUUGAAGCAAUAG